CAAAAUUUGUAACAACAUGGUAGAGGUCACAUCCGGUUUGUUUUCGGCUGUCGGACUUGCUAUGCCUGCUACAGAAAGUUAAAGUGAAAGCAGCAAGGACCUUUAACUCUCAGGGUUGUUGGUACAACUUGCAUAGCUUAACGACCGUCUUGUACCUGUGAGAAUUCAAAAUGUUUUCUUUGACAAUGACCGUACAGCCACAGGUGACUGUACCCCUUAGUCACCUCCUCAACGUCCUCCACUCUCUGAAGAGCUCAGUGGGGAGCAGCAGCAGUGCCACCAGCAAAUCAAGAAUACACAAGGAGCAUGCCUCAGACCCAGAACUACACUGCUCAGAGCCCAUGUGGAACCUGCGGGAGCUUGGCUUAUCAGACCUGGGAGCACAGCAGCUGGAUGAGCUGGUGAAUCGUGUGUUACCGCGCCUCAGCCCGCAGGAGGCGCCGCUUCCAUUUGGUAUCAGCGGUCAGACAGCCUGGAGGACUUCUCAUCUCUCUACACCCUCCUUUUUCCACAACAAGCAUGGGUUCUCAUGUGGUCCCAUGUCAGCCCCAGUUUUUUCCAGGCAGCAUCCCUUAUCUCUUCAGUCUGUCUGCACAGAGCUACAACACUAUCCAGUCUGGGUCCAGAGCAGAGGCUUUAAGACUUUAAGGAGCAAAACCAGAAGACUGCAGUCAGCCUUCGACCGCCCGAUAGAAUCUGAAGGGUUUACACCAUCUUUUAUGAAGGGUUUCCUGACACGUGACAAGGGGAUUGAAGUGGAAAGUCUAGACAGCAUGUUGAAGAGCAAGAACAUACCUGAUGGACAGCAGGAUGCUUUUAAGAGGGGCUUUGCUGAAGGUUUCCUGAAAGCCCAAGCUCUGACACAACGCACACAAGACUCUCUGAGAAGGACUCGUCUCAUCCUGCUGGUGCUGCUUCUUGUUGGGCUCUAUGGUAUCUCAAAGACCCCCUUCAUAUCGGUGCGGUUCCGAACCACAUCAGGCCUGGACUCGGCAGUGGACCCUGUCCAGAUGAAAAACGUGACAUUUGAGCACGUCAAAGGGGUAGAAGAAGCUAAGAAUGAGCUGCAGGAAGUGGUGGAGUUCCUGAAAAACCCACAGAAGUUCACAGCCUUGGGAGGAAAGCUGCCAAAAGGUGUCCUACUGGUUGGCCCUCCAGGGACUGGUAAGACCCUACUAGCUAGGGCGGUGGCAGGAGAGGCAGAUGUGCCAUUCUACUACGCCUCCGGGUCAGAGUUUGAUGAGAUGUUUGUUGGAGUGGGAGCCAGCCGCAUUAGGAACCUUUUUAGGGAGGCUAAAGGUAAUGCUCCCUGCGUGAUCUUUAUUGAUGAACUGGACAGCGUUGGAGGGAAAAGGAUCGAGUCUCCCAUGCACCCUUACUCCAGACAGACCAUCAACCAACUACUUGCUGAGAUGGAUGGGUUUAAACCAAACGAAGGCGUGAUCAUCAUCGGAGCCACCAACUUCCCAGAGGCUUUGGAUAAUGCCCUGAUCCGCCCAGGACGUUUUGACAUGCAGGUGACUGUCCCCAAACCAGAUGUUAAAGGACGCACAGAGAUCCUCAACUGGUACCUGAAGAAGAUUAAAGUGGAUCCAGCUAUUGAGGCCAAUAUCAUUGCCCGGGGCACGGUGGGCUUCUCCGGCGCUGACCUGGAAAAUCUGGUAAACCAGGCUGCCCUGAAGGCGGCAGUUGAUGGUAAAGACAUGGUCACCAUGAAGGAGCUGGAGUUUGCUAAAGACAAAAUCCUCAUGGGCCCUGAGAGGAGGAGUGCAGAAAUAGACAAGAAGAACAAGCUUAUCACAGCAUACCAUGAAUCAGGUCAUGCAAUUGUAGCUUACUACACCAAAGACGCCAUGCCAAUCAACAAAGCCACUAUCAUGCCCAGGGGGCCCAGUCUGGGACAUGUGUCCAUGCUCCCGGAGAAUGAUCGCUGGAGUGAGACUCGCUCUCAGCUGCUGGCCCAGAUGGACGUCAGUAUGGGUGGCCGUGUAGCAGAGGAGAUCAUAUUCGGUCGUGAAUACAUCACAACAGGAGCAUCAAGCGACUUUGAUAGUGCCACCAAGAUCGCUAAGUUGAUGGUGACCAGAUUUGGAAUGUGUGAAAAGUUGGGUGUGAUGACCUACGCUGACAUGACGCAGCAGAGCCCAGAGACACAAGCAGCUGUGGAGCAAGAAGUCAGGGUGUUAUUGAAGGAGUCUUACGAGCGUGCCAAAGCCCUCCUGAAGUCUCACGCCAAGGAGCACAAGAGCCUUGCAGAUGCACUGCUCAUGUAUGAGACUCUGGAUGCCAAAGAGAUCCAGCUGGUGUUGGAGGGCAAGAACCUGGAGACCAGAUGAAACCAGCAAGGUCGGCAACAACCAGGGGGGUUAACGGGGAAGAUUUUAAGAGCUCAGGGGUUACGGAGAGAGGCAUGGACCCAUGAGCCGUGAAUCAGAGACAAAGUAUGUUGCCGAGUGCUCAUGUUGGACAACGUCGUAUCUUCAUGCUGUCACCUUUGUGUAAACUCAUAGAUAUUUCCACAUAUGUAGCUUUGUUAUUAGAUACUUGUACAUGAUUGUCAGGUGUUCAGAGGUAAGCAGGUGUAUGUUGGGGAAAGAUGUGUGAAACAGACUGCAUGUAGAGCGCUGACGAGUAAUGUCGCUGCUCGAUUGUUGAAGGUGGAACUCUUUCAUGCUUUCCAGCAUAGGAAUGUGUUUGAUAGAUGUCUGGUUCCUUGCAGGUAAAGAUAAUGUUGUGGAUGUCGCUCAGGUCACUUUUAUCAGUUGGUGGGAUGAAAUAAUACAUGAAUGUCACCUCAAAUGUAAAAAACAGCAGCUGGAUAGGAUUUUUUAAAAUGUUAAUUGUUAACAAAUUAUUAGAAAUUUGUUUAAAUUCUGUUCAGCCAGGUCUACGUAUUCAGUUUUUUAUCCUGUCGAUGGGAAAUUCUUAGUGGCAUGUACCUUCAACCCAAAGAGCAACUGUCUGUUGUCUUCUAGUGUUUGUGUUCAUGUUAUUUGUCUACUGUAUCUUCAAGUCAUAUAGGCUACACUCAUUCUUUAAUCAUUGAAAAGAUCAUGCAUAUAUACAUUCUCCUGUCCUGCUGUACCCCUCUGUAUAUUCCCAUAUUUGUCUGAGCCCUGUUGCUUAUUUUUAAAGGUGGCCUUUUGGGGGAAUGUACUGUGUGUGUAUUAAGUUAACUACAAUGUCUCAGCACUUUUGGCAAGUGUACAAAUCGAAAAGACACUUGUGCACUCUUUAUGUUCUAUAUUUCGAUGCUGCGUGUACAGAUGUGAAAGAAAACUGCUGCUCAGCCUCAAUAAGCAUGCAACAAAUACAAACUGUGUUUAUGUAGUGAUAGAGCAUUGGGAGCUUUAGGAUUUUUAAAGUCAUAAUGUCGGCCUAAUAUAUUAAAAUGGAUAACAGAUUCUCUUAAUCUUAAGAUUAUUCAAACUACAAGGCCAGUUCUAUCUGUUAAUAUCCAUCGCCCGCCAUCUCCUUUGUUAUUGCCUCAACACAGAAGGAUUUCUCACUCGCAUCUUGUGCUCCAUACCUCUCUGUAGUGUAAACAAAUUCUUACACAUCGCAGUAGAAGAAAGAUGCCUGUGUUUAGUGUUAACUGGCACUGCUCUGAGUGUAAAGAACGGUGUCAAACGCAUUGAGCAUAAGCUGUAACCGAUCAUUAAUUCUAAUUGUAAAGUGAUCCUUGUUUCUGAAUGACAUUUCUUCUACGCAGAUUGCAGGUAGAAAUGUACAGUUAUCCAUCUGUUAAAAUAUUGAAUGUCUUCAUUUUCAAUAGUUCCAGCAACAGAAGUGUAUAUAUCCAUAUUUUUAGCAUUUUAGAACAUUGGUUUCUUUGAAGGCAAAGAAUUCUUGACAACCUUGUUGUUAAGAUUACCACCAGGUUUUAAGUUAUACUUAAAAAAACUUUUUUUGGUUUCAGUUUGACACAAUUCUUCUUUUGUUUAUUGGCCUUUUACUAGUGUCUAGCUGUAUAUAUGAUUGGGAAGUAAUGGGAACAUUGUAUAUAGAUGUAUAGAAAAGCUUUUAUGCUGUGUGCAAAUUGAAUGGCUAUCUUUUGUUCAUUGACAGAAUCUCUCAACAAUGCGAUGGUGAUGGUUAAUGAGCAUUUGUGCAGCUGAAAUAAAUAAAAAGAAGCCCAAAUAAA
Molecule: messenger RNA, 4144 nt
Organism: Thunnus maccoyii (southern bluefin tuna)
Lineage: Eukaryota; Metazoa; Chordata; Actinopteri; Scombriformes; Scombridae
Gene: yme1l1b
Product: YME1-like 1b
Exons: 18
Coding region: 171-2336 (721 amino acids)
Biological process (GO): protein quality control for misfolded or incompletely synthesized proteins; mitochondrion organization
Cellular component (GO): mitochondrial inner membrane
Molecular function (GO): ATP-dependent peptidase activity; metalloendopeptidase activity; ATP binding
Source: RefSeq, a predicted model, not a curated record